AUUGGAGAAAGAGGCAGCAAGGGACAUUGCGGCGUGUGGGUGUGAGUUUCAUCUGCCAGAGCGCCUUCUCCCCUGAGCUGUGCCCUGCCGGGGGCGUUGGGGGGGGGGACGGACGGCUAGAGAGACAUUCUGGCCUCUCGGAGUGGGCGUGCGGUUCCGGUGCUCCCUGUCUUCGUCCUCGUGGCUGACUGUGCCAGAGAGCUCCUCGGGGAGGGCCCUAGCGUGAGGGCAGUUUCCCAGCGCCGGGGCCGCGGUGGACGCCAAUGCCGCUGUCUAGGACCUGCGCCCGCUCUGCGUCCCGAGGGCCCCGGCGCGAACGUCAGAACGCCGCCCCGUUCUUCGCUCUCAGCAGCCAGCCAGGGCCGCUGCCAGUUCCACUGUGGAGAGGAGGAAACCGGGCGCGAGCCUCACUUUCCUUUCCGCCCAAAAAGCUUUCUCAGUGAUUGCUGUAGUACCUGAGACUCUACCAUAGGAUCUUCCGCCUACAUUAAAGUAGUCGAUUUCUUCUUUAAAAUACUUUUUUAUUGGAGUAUAAGAUACAUACUGAAAAGUGUGCAAGUCAUAAUAUAGACAUUGAUGAAUUAUCACAAAGCGAGUAAACCUGUGUAGGAAGCAGGGCAUUCCUACCAUUCCAGAAGCCCUUCUUGUGGCCCCCACUUAGUCUCUCCAAAGAGUCUUGCUCUUGUCGCCCAGGUUGGAGUGCAAUGGCACGAUCUCAGCUCGCUUAAACUUCCUCCUCCCGGGUUCAAGCGAUUGUCCUGCUUCAGCCUCCCGAGAAGCUGGGAUUACAGGCGCCCGCCACCAUGCCCGGCUAAUUUUUGUAUUUUUAGCAGAGAUGGAGUUUCACCUUUUUGGUCAUGCUGGUCUCGAACUCCUGACCUCAUGGUCCGCCCACCUCGGCCUCCCCAAGUGAUGGGAUUACAGGCAUCAGCCACCGCUCCUGGCUCAGCUGAUCUUGCAUCUUUAAUGGAUAAAACAUUUGAGAGAAAGUUGCCUGUUAGUUCUUUAACAAUAUCACGGCUUAUAGACAACAUUUCCUCUCGGGAAGAGAUAGAUCAUGCAGAGUAUUACCUUUACAAAUUUCGACACAGCCCCAACUGCUGGUACCUAAGAAACUGGACUAUCCACACCUGGAUUAGGCAGUGUCUAAAAUAUGAUGCACAAGACAAAGCCUUAUAUACCCUUGUAAAUAAGGUUCAAUAUGGAAUUUUUCCAGAUAACUUUACAUUCAAUUUACUGAUGGAUUCUUUCAUAAAGAAAGAAAAUUACAAAGAUGCUUUAUCUGUGGUUUUUGAGGUCAUGAUGCAAGAAGCCUUUGAAGUGCCUUCCACCCAACUUCUCUCCCUCUAUGUUUUAUUUCAUUGUCUGGCAAAGAAGACAGACUUCAGUUGGGAAGAGGAGAGGAACUUUGGUGCAUCCCUAUUGCUUCCAGGCCUAAAACAAAAGAAUUCAGUGGGUUUCAGUUCCCAGUUGUAUGGCUAUGCACUUCUUGGGAAGGUGGAGUUGCAGCAAGGGCUGUGGGCUGUGUACCACAACAUGCCUCUGAUAUGGACACCAGGCUACCUUGACAGAGCCCUUCAAGUGAUGGAGAAAGUGGCUGCCUCGCCAGAAGACAUAAAGCUGUGUAGAGAAGCGCUCGAUGUGCUGGAUGCAGUGCUGAAGGCUCUGACUUCGGCUGAUGGGGCUUCAGAGGAGCAGUCCCAAAAUGAUGAAGACAACCAGGGGUCAGAAAAACUGGUGGAGCAGUUAGACAUCGAGGAAACAGAGCAGUCCAAGCUUCCUCAAUACCUGGAACGAUUUAAGGCCUUACAUUCUAAGCUUCAGGCUCUGGGCAAAAUUGAGUCAGAAAGUCUUUUAAGUCUGACCACCCAGCUUGUCAAGGAAAAUCUCUCCACCUGUGAAACAGAGGACAUCACCACCUAUGAGCAGAAUCUGCAGCAGUGGCAUCUAGACCGUGUACAGUUGAUCCAGAGAGAACAGCAGCAGAGGGAGCAAGCGAAGCAGGAGUACCAGGCUCAGAAAGCAGCAAAGGCAUCUGCCUAAUAGGGUCCCCCAGGGCCCCACCUCUCUCACAAGAACUUCACUCAACCCCAUGCCAGGACUCAGCAGUGGCCUGGACAACAGCCUCAGCUUCCUCUACCCAUCUUCUUUUCUUAAAGCAGGCUAUGUGCCCUACAUGGCAAGGCACCAUGACUGCCCAUCGAGAUCCCAAGAAGGGCUGUGGAACUAUGCAGGUGGCUAGUGGUCAGACUGAAGUCACCAGCUGAAUACCUUAAGGAGGACCUUGAGGCUCAUGAUGGAGUUCUUGGGGCACAGGGAUUAGUUAUGAGCAUUAAAGUUCCUAAGACCCAAUGACGGUACUGGGAGAAACCAAGGCUGAAGAGUCAGGUUGAAGCACAGGCUUUUGUUUUUUGUUGUUUUUGUUUUUUGAGACAGUCUCAUUCUGUCACCCAGGCUGGAGUGCAGUGGCGCGAUCUUGGCUCACUGCAACCUCCGACUCCCAGGUUCAAGCAAUUCUCCUGCCUCAGCCUCCCGAGUAGGUGGGAUUACAGGUGCGUACCACCACACCUGGCUAAUUUUUGUAUUUUUAGUAGAGACGGGGUUUCACCAUGUCAGUCAGGCUGGUCUCAACCUCUUGACCUCAAGUGAUCUGCCCGCCUCAGCCUCCCAAAGUGCUGGGAUGAUAGGCGUGAGCCACCGCGCCUGGCCAAGCACAGGCUUUUGAAUGGUCUCCCUCUCCCCAGCCCAGGUACAUGAGGCCAAGGUGAACUGUGCAUCCUGAGACCUUGUGUCCCUGAGUCUCCUUUCUGAGUGCAAGCUGCACUGUGAGCUCGCUGUGGGAUACUCACACAUUCCCACAUUCUCCUUUCUGCCACAUCUCGCCCUUCUGGACCUGCACUGGGAGAAAUUCAGGACAGGAGUGAACUCAAGGCCAUGAACUCACUGGAUUUCCAUUUUUAGGCACCCAUAGGGACAUUUUUAGGAUGUAAGUUUUUGAGGAGAAAGCUAGCUCUAGCAUGAAGCCUUUUGGAUUGGCUACUCCAUCGUGUUGUGGUAACAUUUUUUUUUCCAAUUUUUUUUUUCCAAAACAUCGUCUCAGCUCAUUUAUCAAGUAGUUAAAAUGAGCCUUUUUUGCAUACACAGAGGCACACAUGCGCGCGCACACAACUUGUGAACACACAUUUCUGUUGAAGUUAGAAAAGGAGAAAUGGGUUGGGGCUUGAAGUGCAUCAGAGGUAUGAAUGUUGUAAAACUGUCAGGAGAUGGAAAAUUCCUUUCUGAAGUUUCUCUUCUGUGAAAGGGGUCAGGGCAGAUUUUGCUUACUAUGUAGUGUUGCCCUUAAGUACAGUGGUGUAAUUUUAUUCAAGAUUGUGCUCUUCUGUCAAAAACCUCUGGAAAUAAAUGUUCUGGGAUCA
Molecule: messenger RNA, 3416 nt
Organism: Symphalangus syndactylus (siamang)
Lineage: Eukaryota; Metazoa; Chordata; Mammalia; Primates; Hylobatidae
Gene: MRPS27
Product: mitochondrial ribosomal protein S27
Cellular component (GO): mitochondrion
Molecular function (GO): protein binding
Source: RefSeq, a predicted model, not a curated record